Portunus trituberculatus (swimming crab) is the source of this 7740-nucleotide messenger RNA. RefSeq names its product protein stoned-B-like. Gene Ontology annotation, cellular component: AP-2 adaptor complex; synaptic vesicle. The transcript has 12 exons. NCBI's taxonomy places the organism in Eukaryota, Metazoa, Arthropoda, Malacostraca, Decapoda, Portunidae. Gene Ontology annotation, molecular function: clathrin-cargo adaptor activity. The record is from RefSeq and is a predicted model, not a curated record. Bases 1 to 4440 code for a protein of 1479 amino acids. Gene Ontology annotation, biological process: synaptic vesicle endocytosis; clathrin-dependent endocytosis; regulation of endocytosis.
AUGGAUUUCAGUGGAAACGUGAAGAAUCCAUUCCUCUUCGACGACCCAGCACCACCAGCUGACGUCGGGGAUACAGCUGCCAAUCCCUUCCUCAUGGGAGGUGCCUUUGACUAUUCGGCGGUAAGCUAUACGGGAAUCAAUCCUUUUAGUGACCAGAUUGAUGACUCCAACGCAGCGGCCGCGGGUCUCUUCGGAGAUCCUGCGGCUUAUCCUUCUGAUAUGAAUCCAUUUGGCGUUGCAGCGCAGCCAUUUGGUGAUAUGACCAAAGAAUCUGAUUUGUUUGGAACACCUGUAUCCCAAGGCGACCUGUUUGGAGGACCAGAAGUAAUCGAUACAACACCAAUGCCGCAACCUGCUCAUCCAACGCCUCCAGCUCGACCUCCUGCUCCAUCAUCUCCUGUUGUUGACUUAAUGAAUGACAGUCCUCCAGCAGAGAACACAGCUGUGGCUCCGGGAAGACCACCACCACCUAGACCACCUCCCCCUUCAAAAGAGACUAAAGACCUCUUACAGACAGUAAUUGGCGCAAUGGAAGCAACUACAGAUACCCUUCAUGAAAAGCUCACGACCACACGAACGCCUUGUCCAUCACCUGGAAGUGGCGCUCCUACUUCUCGCAGCCCAACGCCCGACAUCCAAAUUACAUCCCCGAAGAAAGACUCAGAUGCCUUCAGUGCUAUCUUUGGCCAAACGAUAGACAUGGACAGUGAUCACGAAAUAGAGGAGACGAAAAGUACUGCAAACGCAGAUGUAGCAGCACCAACUUCUACCUCAGAUGAUUUUGAUCUUUUCGGUGAUACUCCAGUGCAGAAACCAAGAACCAACCAAGACAUUCUUAGCCUGUUCAAUAAGCCCCAAACAUCUCAGUCACCACAGGUAGAUCUGUUAUCCGAUGAUCUGCCUGAAGCAGACUCUACAGCUGAAAAUGAGGAAACAGAUAAGCAGAGUAUAUCUGACUUACUCUCUGGUGCUACAAUUGAAGACUCAAAGCCCACACCAUCUCCUGAUGAGGUCCAAGUGACAUCUGCUACCCCUUCGUUGUCAGAGGAGGUGACUGUUAAUGAUACAGCAGCGAUCGCAGAGUCUCCUGCUAAAAGUGAUGGCCCAAGUGACAUGAUCCCCUUGGAAGAGUCCGUUUCUCCAGAGCAAGUGAGCGAAAAAACGGAUAGUGAACCUACAGUAAUCGAAGCAGCUGACCAAGAUACCGGUGAAGAAAUUUGUAAAAUAUCAGUAGCAGCAGCUGAUGCUCCAGAUACAUCUUCGGUAGGAGAGGAAAAAAUAGAAGCUAUGGAAGUAUUUGGUUCACCUGAACCUAUGCCUCCUACUAUUAAUAGCGAGCACUCAAACUCAUCUAAUUCAUCAAGUCAUCUCAGUACUCCUGUGAAAGCUGCUCCAGCAGAGCCUUCGAUAAAUGAAGAUGAUCAAGAAGAUCAGAAUAAUGAAGAAAAUACUGACGCAUUUGGUAUGUCAGACGUACCGUCUUCUAACAGUGAACAAGUUAAUGCUUUUGGAGAUAAGAGUGCCCCUGCCACUGACGCUUUUGGAGAAAUACCAACAAGCACUCCUGCCAUCGACUCUUUCGGAGAAGUACCAGCAAGCGUCCCUGAGACCGAUGCUUUUGGAGUAAUACCGGACACAUUUGGUACAUCCACUGUGCCUGAUAAAGGGGCGGAGCUCUUUGGAGACACAUCUGGUCCUUUCGCCAGUUCCAUUCCUACUGGUGAUGCCCUCUUUGGAGGAUCCUCUGGUGCCAGUCUUUUUGGAGAUGUUCCUCAGACGGUACCUCCAGAUUCUUCAGCAGCAGGACUCUUCGGUGAUGUGUCACAGGUUGCGCCCCCAGGCUCUCCAGCCAACAGUCUCUUUAGUGAGGCCGGUCAAGCCGCACCCCCUGCCUCUCCAGCAGCUGGGCUUUUUGGCAACACCCCUUCUUCUGGAUCUUCGGCCUUCGAUAUAUUCGGAAGUAGUACUGCACCAGUAUCUGCACCCUCAGGCGCAGAUUCCACUGGUGCCGCGCUCUUUGGGUCCUCAGCACCUGCUCCUAAUGUCGGCAUGAGCUUAUUUGGAGGAGGAGCAGAGCCGUCCCUAGAUAUCUUUGCAGAAAGUGAAGGAAAUUCCAUGGUAAAUCCAUUUGCGCAACCAACACCUGCACCGGCAUCUGUUCUGGGCGUGGCACCUAAAACUGGUCCGGACAGCGUCAAAGUAGCUACGGACGAAGAAUUUGACGCAUUCUCCGCUAGGUUCGAUAAUGCUGGGGCUGAAGGUGAAGAUGAAUUACAUCAUGAUCCAUUUGCCUCCACGGCUCGAGCGGCCUCACCUUGGGGAGACACUACAGCAGCUGGUGGGGCAGGCGGAGAGGGCUUCGGGUUCGGCGAUAGCAGUGGCUUCGACCCCUUCCUGGCCCUCAAUGAACCCCCACCGGUCCCUCAAUCUACGCCACGCCGCACCGCUCGCCAACCUUCUGGUGAUUCGGACGAGGGAACCAUGAGUGUAGUAAUAAAGCCGGCAGGAUUGGAGGCUUCCGGGGCCUCACCUAGGACAGUUUCUCCUGUGCCUGUGCUCGCCCCACCACCAGCAGCUGUGGGAGCUGCAGCAUUUACUGACACAUCACCAAGAUUUAAUCCUUUCGAUCGCGGUGCAGAGGACGUAGCAGAAGCAGCUGUCGAUGCUAAAGCCGUCCCCGGCGCACUCGAGAGAACUGAUUCUCAAGAGACACCGCCGACGCCACUCUUCGAGGAAGAUCAGUCGCAGCCACUGGAGCCGUUCCCGCGCACCCACCUGACUGGGACCCUCUGGGAGAUGCAUCUUCGACAGCCUAAUAAGAAAAAAAUUACUGGUCAGAGCCUCUCUCACUUCCAAAAAAAAGAUGGACGAGGAGGUUUGACGAACAGAUUCUGGAAAAAGGUAUUCGUCAAGCUAACAGAAGGAUCGUGUUUGCAGCUCUUCAAUAGCAAGGAUGACAAAGAUCCUUUCCAGGAACUCCCCCUUCAAGCCUGUUACUCUGUUUCUGAUAUAGGAGCGCAACAGUUUGAUCAAUUUGGCAAGAUCUUCACUGUGAAGGUACAGUAUAUAUUCUACAAGGAGCGGCCCGGUGUACGGCCAGGCCAAGUUUCUAAAGCGGAGCGACUUACUACUAAGAUUUCUAAAUUCGCGCAACACGCCAUUGCCGGAGAUUACGAGCAUGUAAAGGAGUUUGCCAGCGACGUGCGAAAACUAGGCAUGCCGGUGGAACACGCCCCGCAGAUUUCUCAACUCCUCAAAUUGGGCACUCAAAAUUACGAAGAUCUAAAGGUGUUUUCGUCACUGGUCGAGGAGCAACUCUUCAAGCUCACGGUACAUCGCGAUCGAGCACUCAACUACAAGUCUGAGGAGGUGCAGCUGACAGCCGUGGACGAGAUUUACGUGGAACAGGACCUGAAGGGCGUCGUGCACCGCAUGAUCGCCCGCGUCAGAAUUUUCUUCCUCGGGUUUCUCUCAGGAAUGCCGGACGUGGAUUUAGGCAUCAAUGACAUGAGGAAGCAGGGGCGAGAGGUUGUGGGUCGCCAUGAUAUUAUUCCAGUCAUUACUGAGGAAUGGAUUCGUCUAGAGGCUGUCGAGUUCCACUGCUGUGUUGACGGCGAGGAAUUCGAAAAGACACAACACAUUAAAUACAAGCCUCCAGACGCUUGCUACAUCGAGCUUAUGAGAUUCCGCGUUCGACCGCCCAAGAAUCGAGAGUUGCCGCUGCAAGUCAAGACGAAAAUUACGAUUGAAGGUCGACGCGUAGACAUUAGCUGUGAGAUCCUUGUGCCUGGGUUCUCCGGCAGGAAGCUUGGGCAGGUGCCGUGUGAGGAUGUGGUGGUUCGCUUCCCGCUGCCAGAGUGUUGGAUCUACAUGUUCCGUGUUGAGAAGCACUUCAGAUAUGGUUCCGUCAAGUCGGCGCACAGGAGAACGGGGAAGGUGAAGGGUAUCGAACGUCUCAUGGGGACAGUGGAGACGCCAGAGUCUGCGUUGAUGGAAGUCACGUCAGGUCAGGCCAAAUACGAACACCAGCAUAGAGCCAUUGUGUGGAGAAUGUCACGUUUGCCCAAGGAAGGUCAAGGAGCCUACACUCAGCACUCCUUUUCCUGUCGCAUGAGCUUGACCGCCUAUGACCAGAUGCCUGAAUCCUUCGACAAAUACUGUUAUGUGGAAUUCACUAUGCCAGCCACCACCGUGAGCCACUGCGUGAUGCGCUCUGUCUCCAUAACUAGCGAGGACCCGCCGGAGAAAUAUGUGCGGUACUUAGCGCGCCAUGAAUACCGCAUCGAGAUGGAGUUCUGUUCGGGUUCAGGUCCUUCAGAGUAUCUCGCUGCCACCAUGAAGGCCUCCGAUCAGCUUCAGAAGGAAAAGGAGGAGGAAGCUCGGAAACAGGACAUAAAGCAGCAGCAGAACAACGAGUCGAGCAGCGACGAUUCUUCCUAACAGUGCAAUGCUUAAAAGUACCAAGCCCCUCUCGCUGCACCUGGAGCAGUCCUAAGAAGGAUCUAACUCUUCUUAUUAGGACUCAUGCUUCCUUAUAAAAAAAAUAUUCAUUUGAGGUGCAGUUGCAUAUGUAAAUGUGUAUGUGUGCGUGUGACGUCAGUGUGAUGGUGCUGGUGCCGGCCGUUCUUGCCCGCCGGGAACUGAUAAUGUAGUGAAAUACAUGGCAGAUGAAUAUUAUCUUGUAGUGCCUAAUCCCGUAUUGUUAUUUUGUGCCAAAGGCAAAAUGUAUGGAAAAGUAUAAUAUGAAUAAUGAACAGGAUGAUGAAGAUGAUAAUGAUAAUAGUAAUAAUAAUAAUAAUAAUAAUAAUAAUAAUAAUAAAUAAUAAUAAUAAUAAUAAUAAUAAUAAUAAUAAUAUGGCGAAGGCUUCCCGACGCCCUGGUUGCAGUAUAAGAGUGUAUACUACCCUCCGUGUCGUGUCUUGUGUCGUGUGACGCUGCUGCGUGUCGCCGUCUCUACCACAGUGGAACAGUUCCUCAUAGUUGUUGUACCUCAGAAGAAAAAUCAUUGUAAUAACACUUUAAGAGGGAGCAUAAGAGAGUUUUCAGUUGGUCGGGUGCUCGCGUAUAGGUGUGCGAUCUGCGUAGGUAUCAGACGAUUGAUCGCAGUGUGACAAAGUGUGACCUUACCGAACACUGCCUCUGAAAGUGACAUACACAAAACAUGUGGCCUCAGUCGUGGCACCUCUUCUCAAUGUUGCAAUGAUUGAAAAGUAGGUCGAUAUUGCAGAAAAUAAUCCCUUCCUUUAGUCGACCUUCCGCCUAAAUACUCGUCUCGUGUGUCAUGCUUGGCUCAAUGGUGGUCGGAGUCUACAAGUGAUAAAUAUCAUGUGAUGGAAACUCCAGUCGAGUAUUUGGGUGUGCGGCACUAAAGCUGUUGCACACCACUAAACACAGAAACAUCAACAUCUGGUCAGACAGGCAAACCCUUUCCCUUGACAGGAACCUGAACUUCCGGACCUGACACACCUUCUUUUCCUUCACGUUGCUGUUCUUAACUGUAACAUUAUUUUCUUUAGUUUGGGUAAAUGAAUGACUCUCAUACACAUGAAAUUAAAUUACACUCUGAAUAUUUUGAAUGAGUCAAUUCCGUUUUGUCAUGUUUUUCACCCUCUUGAACAGACUUCUGACAUCUUGAGUGUGAGAGUGACGAUAAUGAUGCUCUCUCGUCGUUACUUACUGCUUGCGGGCGUUCUUCCGCUCCGGCCUAUUUACCUCCCUUGCAACUUGUGCAGAUAUAUAAGGCUCGUUCAUUGUACUCUUGUCUACUUAUAUAAGCAUGUAAGGACGAUAUCAAUACCAUAAUAUUACUCGGAAAAUAUACCUAAACACACACACACACACGUUUUCCCUUCACGUGUCUCGUCUGUAUUUUGUAGGUAAUAUUGUCUGGACACACUCAUGCCUCUCUCCUUCUGUUUCCUCAAGUCACGGUGGCUCCCAAGGGUCCAAUCCAGCACACAAGAGCCGUCUGUUUUCUUCGGUGUUCUCAGCUAACAUAAACAUUUUGGCUGGUGAGCGUUAAUAAUAACAAAGGCAAUAGUCAGGUGAGAGGUGUGGCCAUCCUGCUAAGGGAAGGAUGUUCCUCCUCCCUCAUUUCUUAAUAACUCGGCUCCCACUUUUUAGUUUAAGAUCAGUAUGCAGGCCAACUGCAUGGUCACGGUUGUUGUAAAUAAAAUGUUUUUUAGCGCUUAAGAAUAUUUAUGUAUUUUGUUUCUUCGUUUGACGUUACAACUGGCGGCGAUGUUUGAGCCACAGUGACGUGUUGCAGCAACAUACCAAAGACGUAGAAGAUAUAUUCCAACUGGAGCCGCCCCUCCUUGGGCGUCCAACACCUUCCCACCAACCCUACAACACAGGGGUCGGAGGUGGGCAGGGUCGCCAGCCACUCAGGGGAGAGGCGGUGCUCAGUUACUAGCUUCUGUAAGUAAAUAAUUCCUCAAGCUGUAUAAUAAACUCCAGCAUAUCCAUCGUGAUGUCGCCGGUAAAUGGCGUAUGUGGCGGCCUGCCCAGACCCACCACUAGCGGCCAGUGUGUGUGUGUGUGUGUGUGUGUGUGUGUGUGUGUGUGUGUGUGUGUGUGUGUGUGUGUGUGUGUGUGUGUGUGUGCAUGUGCGUGUGCGUGCGUGUACGCACGUGGGGUGUGCGCUGUGUGGAAAAGUGAAUGCAAGUUCCGGAAUCGGAUUUUUUUUCUGUAUGGCAAGAGUCCUUCAUUUUAAGUUCUCUGGCCUUGAGAACCAUAAAGAGCUGAGGAGUAGCGGUAACUGAUGUUGAUUAACAUGUACAUAUACAUAUACGUGAAGUAUGGCCGCCGUGCCGACAGUGGUACCUGUGGUGAGUUACCACUUCUGUGUCAUGCAGAACUUGGAAUUAUAGAAUCUCAUUGUUUCAUUUGCUCUCUUACAUUAUUUUUCACUACCCUGGGAACAAUUCUGUCUUCCUCCUCCCAAGGGCCGUCGUUAGCGCCUUGCUGGAGGAAACCCUGAAACACCCUUAAUUCACUGCAUCCCUAGGAGCUCAGCGCGACGGGCCUUGGGAGGUGGGAGAGCGAUAUUCUCGGGUGGCAGGUUGGGAUGAGUGCAAUAUCUAGUCAUUAGUGUUAAGGUUUAGCGUAGAGACUGAACAGUGUAAAUAGUGCAAAGUGUCUUCACCAUCAGCAGAAGGUUCCGUGCCCACUUACCAAGGACGUGACUCGCGCCGUCCCGCUCUCCGCCCACCGGAUUGCGGGGGGAGGGCCGGCGCUGUCCACUAGCUUGUCACCAAGCGAAAAGUGCCGCGCGGCGAGGCUAUAACCAAUAAAUGUUACAAAAUAGUGUAAUGUCAGGUUGACUUUUUUUUCGAAAGACUGGCACACAGAUUCUCAUGGAUACACUAUAUAAACGAUUCAUGUACUUAAAAGAAUAUAUGUAUUAAAAAUCUUCCAUUGUUUACUGUAUCUAUGGCAAAAUAGGCAUCCAUUAUCAAGUUAAAAAAUUCAUAGUUUACCUCCCUAAUCCACGCCCCAGUCUGGCCCCGUGAACUUCAUCCAUCACGCACACCUCCACACUCCCUCGCCUACCCUGCCCACUCCCCAUUCACGGAAGCACGGGCGGGAUGGGCCGAGCUGACGUGAGUAGGUGGAUGUUGGUGGCGGUGGCACGGGUCGGCUGGUUGGCUCCUCUGUAUGUUGUAGUGUCGUCCCGAGCGUGUGUGUCAUGUGUGUAGCCCGUAACGAGGCAAAAUAAAAGUGAAAUGUUGAAUGAAA